AGCUGCUUCAUGCAACCGGACGCAGUGUAUGUGCCAUCUCUACAGAGCAACUGAUCAUGCUGUGCUCUGGGGCGGCAAAAGCUCAGCCAGACCUUUCCCAGCACUUACAUGCCUUUCAUGUUUGGUAGGGGGUGCCUUUUGCAGGAUACCAGAGGUCUAUUUUGUUGGCGAAUAGAGAAGGAUGAUGGCAGGCAAUAACCAGCUUUGCAUUCGACGUUGGACUACCAAGAAUGUGGCCAGGUGGCUGAAAGAAGAAGGCUUCUGUGAAUAUGUGGAUAUUUUGUGCAAUAGACAUAGGCUAGAUGGAAUUACGUUACUGACACUUACUGAAUAUGACUUACGAUCCCCUCCUUUAGAAAUCAAAGUCCUAGGAGAUAUCAAAAGGCUAAUGUUGUCCAUUCGCAAACUACAAAAACAACAUAUUGAUGUCCUAGAAGAGCUGGGUUACAGCAGUGAUAGUCAUCUUAGCACAGUGUGCCCUAGUGUUGGUGCACUUCAAGGUACAGAUUGGUUUUGUAACGGUGAAGUACCUCGAGACUAUGAUGGACCAGUUACUGACUUGAAUGGUGAUCAGUAUCAAUACUCAAAUGGAAAAAACAAACACUCUAUGCGAAGGUUGGACCCAGAGUACUGGAAGACGGUUUUAAGUUGUGUGUACGUCUUCAUAGUGUUUGGCUUUACAUCAUUUGUUAUGGUUAUAGUACAUGAGCGAGUACCUGACAUGCAGACAUAUCCACCUCUGCCAGACAUAUUUCUAGACAGUGUCCCUAGGAUACCAUGGGCUUUUGCUAUGACCGAAGUGUGUGGUGUAAUUCUUUGCUAUAUUUGGCUGUUGGUUCUUCUCCUUCACAAACACAGAUCUAUACUUCUGCGAAGGCUCUGCAGCCUCAUGGGGACAGUAUUCUUGUUACGUUGCAUUACAAUGUUCGUUACCUCACUCUCUGUGCCAGGCCAGCAUCUACAGUGUACUGGAAAGUUGUAUGGCAAUGUUUGGGCAAAACUCCAGCGGGCGUUUGCAAUAUGGAGUGGCUUUGGAAUGACUCUGACUGGAGUACAUACGUGUGGAGAUUAUAUGUUCAGUGGCCAUACUGUUGUCCUGACCAUGCUCAACUUCUUUGUCACAGAAUAUACGCCAAGGAGCUGGAACUUCUUGCAUACCUUGUCCUGGGUCCUGAAUCUCUUUGGAAUCUUCUUCAUUUUGGCCGCGCAUGAACAUUAUUCUAUAGAUGUCUUCAUUGCCUUCUACAUCACUACAAGACUCUUCUUGUAUUAUCAUACGUUGGCGAAUACUAGAGCAUAUCAACAGAGUAGGAGAGCAAGGAUCUGGUUUCCUAUGUUUUCAUUUUUUGAAUGCAAUGUUAAUGGUACUGUUCCCAAUGAGUAUUGCUGGCCCUUCUCAAAGCCCACAAUAAUGAAGAGAUUGAUUGGCUGAAGAGCGUAAGGGUUAAUUCGGAUUUUUAUGAAGCAUUAUGACUCACACCCUACAAGGCUAGCUGGGGGGAUGGAAAAUAACAUUUUUCACUCCGUGAUCUCCUCCUGCUUGUCUCAUUUCUUAGAUUAUUAGCCAUAUAACGGGAUACCAAUACUUCACAGGGAUGUGUUUUGUUUUUGCUUAAGUAGAAAGGAAGACAGGAAUGGGUAAAGGCAAUCACUGAAUCAUGAAUAUGAACCAGAAGACUUACCCUUAGUAAGGUUCUAUGUGAAUGUUUAAGUAACUUUAACCUCAAAUACGUGCUUGUACUGAAUAUAACCUAUCCUUUAUAGGUCCAAAUAUUCUCCGUUAUUUGACACGUCAGCCUUUAUGCAUACUGACUUAAAAAAUUACUCUGACUUUCUUUUAAAACAGUCGUAAGUUUAUCUUUUAAAACGAACUCUGUGUACACUUAGAUUGAGGAGUAUUGUGUUAUAAUGAGAAAUGCAGAUGUUCCUUACUGAAAGGGGAUCUCAACUGUUGAGUAACAAGUCUUAAAGAAUAAUUGCGUAUGUAAACGGUCUGCCUACAGGAUGCCAAAAAAGGAAAGUCUGCCUUGUGGGUACGUAGUGAUGAUGUGUUGUUGUUUGUUUUAAUGAGAGCUUAUUUAGUCAAGUCUAUCAAUUGUCUAUGCGGUUGUUCUAGCACUUGAAGGUUUUCCCUUUGUUGUUUCAAUAAAUGAGUUAAAAAUAAAUGCUACAUCCACUGAAAGUAAAGUUAGCUUUAGUGCUUUUAAAGCCACAAGAUAACUUUUCUGUGUGGUUUUAAUUGGUUUAUAUCCAAACCUAUGCAUGCUUUUUAUGAGCAGCUCUUUAACAUUGGAAGAAAUAUAAGUUAUCUUCACAUAUCUUACUGUCCCGUAAAUCAGUGGGGAAAAUGCAUGUUGGUAACUCUUCAGGAAAAGUGUAGUAGUGAGUUUUGGAGAUAGUGCUCAUAUUGAUCUUUGUAUUUUAAAGGUAAGUUUCAUCGCUCUGGUGUCAAUGAUAUGGUGAAUAUCUCUGGAUAUAUAUACACAGUAUAUUUGGAUAUAUAUACACAGUAUGUGUUCUUCUAGCAAGUAUGAAAAAAGACUAGUUCUUGAGUUGUUCAUUUACUACGCUGAAAGAUAAAAGUAGCAUAAGCAGUUCUGGCUGUAAAAAUCACUCUGAGCCCGUAAUGUAUAAACAAGAAUCACACAGUUGGUAUCUGCUCAUGCAAUGAUUUGUAAAAAGACAUUACUACCACUGGCUGAAGAGAGCUGAAAUUAGGUUUAUGCUGAUUAGGUUAAGCCUGUUAGGUAAAAGUUGUAAUUCACAUGAAGUGUGUAGCCCUUUUCAUUAAUUACUGCAAUUUCAGAAUAGGUGGUAUAUGUGAAAGGUAGUGUAAGUCAGCCUUGGGAAGUUGCACAAAACUUUUCCAGCUUGGUACAGGCUGACUUAUGACCAUAAUGUAUGUAUAUUUGCAUGGAAAAGAAUCCCUUUGGUUGACUCUUGCAAGACAGUUUUGUAUUUGGAGGUUGGUAACCUACUGUGGUGGUCUUCUCUUUGUGUUCCUUUUAUAAACCUGGUUUGUACUAGAAACAAUUACUAACUUGACAGCCUUCCUCUUUUCAUAAUAUAUUACUUUUGUAAUUUAAUUUAGCUCCUGUUUCACAGAGGAAUUGUGCAUCUUAGUCUCUGUACUAAGUGCAUUGAGCACACACGUGUUGUACUAUUCUGCAGACUUUUAUAUUUGUCACAUUCCAAUUUUUAGCAAAAUUGCAAGUAUAAUAAUGCAUUGUUCAAUCUGCCAUAGCCUGAUGGUUCCGGCCAUCCAGAUUGGGGGAGUAUGCUUCUACUUAACAAAAAAGGAGAAUAUGUUGUGAAAGACUUAUUCAUUUGUUGUCCUUACCUUUCUGAUUUAGGAAAGGCAAUUAUGAACAUUCCUCUUGAGACUUGAUAUAAGAGAGUUUUAUUUACUAAUUUAUAUUUGCCUUUGCAAUGCAUACACGGUUGUUAUGAAUGCUGUUUUAAACUCUUACACCAUCUGUCCUCAGAUGUGCAGGAUUGUAUUCUGAGUUAUAAUGUGGGGAAAGGUGUGCAAUUAAACUUGUGAAGCUGUUGAUUCUGAAAAGAACUAUGUCAGUGCUAACUGGCAUACCAACAUCUGCGUUGAAAAAUUAUUUUGGAACUUAUUCACAUAGUACAAAUCUGAAGUAUAGCCCAGUGUAAUGGUGUUUACAUAACAGUAAAGGUAUCAUUUCAGUGCUAGUUUUUUAUUAAGUUGAAAUACUUUGAAGCAUAAGGCUUCUCUUUGAAUAUGUUUUCUCAAAUUCUGUUAAGUAAAUCUGUGUGUUAAGUCAGCAUUGCUUAUCAGUGUUUUUAAAAAGAAAUUUGUUCUUUUGUGCUGAUUCCCUUGAUGCUAAAUAUCUGUGUCUGAGAUGCACAGUAUAUAAAGGUUGGUUUUUGUGAGAACUGGAGUGGGUUAAAAUAUUGUCAAGAUAAUUGUCCCCUUCUGUUUUGGAAGUUAAUUUUGUCUGUCUGUAAACACACAAGUGGAAGGCUUGAAAUUGUUAGAAAAUCUGAUCUCACUUGCAGAAUAGCACCGGUCAAUCCUUAAAGUUGGUAGAAUAAGCUUUAUUGUUAAUUAGAUGGAAACAAGCUGCAAGUGACUGACAGCCUGAAAAUUCUGUGCCUGCUUUUUAAAGAGUCGGUGCUUUAAAAGGGUUUUAGUGCUUCUCUGCUGCUGACGAGCCUUUAUAAAUGAAGGCAGCAGAGCGUUGGCGGGCCUUGGAGACAAUGCUAAGUAUAUUCAGGCUUGAUCCUUCGCCCUGAUGUUCAUGUAUCAGUCCCUUUGCCCUCCUUUAACUUGCUGCAUCUGUUUCUUACACAUGUCAUCUAGUAUGGUGUAGGGGAGUGCACGCCUCUGAAUUCAGAGCAGUGAAUGAAUCGGGUCGGUUCUUUACCUAGGGAGUGCAAGUGACUAACAAGAACAUGAAUCAAGUAAUAUCAAGUGCACAAAUCAAUCAAGUAGAAAAGUCGGUCUGACUUUGAAUGAUUCUGGAUAUACAAAAGAGGCGGAAGGUCAUGUUUUAUAUACUUUUACUUGGUAACUUGGCAAAUCCAGGAAUAUUUGAGACUUUGCAGUAGUCCUAAGCUGUUCCUUAGUGCUAUCAGUUUGGGUUAUACAUGGAGUGGAUGUGUGGACAUGCAUAUAUGUAUGCACACGCUUAGGUGAUAGAGAGGUGAUAGACUUGGAGAUGCUGUAAGUAUACUGCUUAUGAUGAAGCAAACUAUAUGCUUAACUCUAAGCAAAUCACUAAUCACUAACUUCAGUGAGGGUUACCUUUUGACUUUAAGCCUUUUUUUGGAUUAGGGCAAGUGCAUACUCUGCAUGGUAUACUGAUACUGUAAUGGGAAUGGAUAAUGUCAUUUUCUUUUCAGUUUACCCUGAUUUUUCAUCUGCAAUAGAAGAAAACGUGCCAGUAGAAUUUCUAAUAUUACUACAUAAAUGUGUUCUAAGCAAAAAGAACCCCCCCCCCCAAAAAAAAAAAAAACUUUG
This is a messenger RNA of Struthio camelus australis, 4990 nucleotides long. The record is from RefSeq and is a predicted model, not a curated record. NCBI's taxonomy places the organism in Eukaryota, Metazoa, Chordata, Aves, Struthioniformes, Struthionidae.